AAUUUAGCACCCGAUUAAUGGCCAAUCUCUUACUGUGGGUAUGCGUCACCACCACUCCGGUCAACAAUGACAACAACAUUACGCUUGGCGGAGACGAAGAAGACGAUGACGAAGUUCCGCUCACCCAGCCCUACGUCCGUGGUGGAGUGUGGAGCAACCAAGCCUCGUGUUUGUUUAUUUGUUUAUUGAUUUAUUUCUGUACAUCAACAGAAAUCGAAGCAAAAGCAAAGGGCUAUACAGCCUGACAGAGGCUUUUGCUUCGAGAUACAGUUCAGCACGCAGUCAUAAUACAAGUAGAGAAACAGCAACAAUAUACAAUAAUUAACACACGGUAAUCAUUGAACAAUCUAAAUUGUCUCUGUAGAAAUAUAAAAAACAAAAAAAACAGAAGUAUCACAGAGUAAAGAAAACAAGCAGAUCGACAUACAUAUAUUGUGACAAGCAGCAACGAAAGAAACAAUGUGUGCUGAGAAAUAAAACACCCAGUGCACAUUGAGGAAGAUAAAAAAAGUCAAUACACAUGGAAGUUUUAAUCAACACUUAAACAGUACUUAAACAUAUUCAAUGCAGUUUUCUAGAAGAACUUGUUUAAACCUAUUUUUGGAAAUUUGUUUAUUUAGGUCUAAAAUAUUGCCAAGUUUAUUAAGCAGACUGGGUAUUUGGGGCAGAAUAUGCUGCCGACCAUAGGUAGUUCUAAUUUUUCGUGUUCUUAUACAUUGUGUACGGAGGCAGUAUUGAACACAUCUAGAAGAACUAACUGUACGUGGGGUAUAGCUUAUUAUUUUGGAUAUGCAAAAAAAGCUUGAGAUAAUAGAUUUGGUUAGCUUGCAAUAUGAAAUGUUUUGUAAAUAGCGGACGCGUGCUGAGACCUUGCGGGUGACCAUAAUAUCCCUCAAAUAUUCGUAGUACUUUUUUUUUAAUGUGAGCAAUGUGGUAUAAUUCUGUGCUGUAGUUGUGCCCCAAAUCAACACGCAGUAACUAAGCCUGGAAUAGAAUAGCUAUAGCGCUUUCUCGAGCCAAAGUAAUAAUAAUUGACUUAACCUGUACAUACAUCCAACACUUUUGCUUAAUUCUAAUGCUAAUUUGUUUACGUGUUCAUUCCAAGACAGGUCUUCCUGGAACCAUACGCCCAGAAAUUUUUGAACUUUAACUUGCUGAAGCGUCUGGCCCUCAAAGGAAACAUUUAAGCUUAUAUUCCGUGGCUUAUUGAUCGGUGCAAACAAUAUGUAUUUAGUUUUACUCGCCUUUAGCCGUAACUUGUUGAGUUUAAGCCAACAAGACAGCUUACUUAGAUAGGUAUUUACACUUUACACUUUAUUCGCAGUCCGAGGCCACGUUCAUUGAAGGGCACGGCCAAGCGCAGCUGAAGUCAAAAAUGCCGCUGCACAGAAACCGCACGCCAUCCUUGUUGCAGCGGUGGAAAGAAGGACGCACGUUCUCGAUCUUCCGAAGGCGGUCGAGAAACUCGCGAACCACCGGCGCUGAAAUCCAGCGCUGGCCUACGUUGUGGUUCGCGCAGAUGACAGCAGUUGCGGAAACCUUCGUCCUCUUGGCAGCUCCGGUCGCGCCGACGUAUGUGGCGCGAGAAGCUCAGCGCGCGUUGAGACGGUGAGUCUUCAGGGCCUCAACGGCCAGGCGGAUGCCACAAUAGACAAGUACAAUAAGAUGCAACAAGUGAACGAGUCGGCAACAAAACGUGAAAGAACUGGGCUACUGAGACGCGAAGUAGUCGGCAUCAUAAUCAGCUGUGUGUAGAGAAAGAAGUGAAGUGAACACAAUGGGACCCGAGCGUGCAUUGAGUGAGAAUCGUCAAGCCCAGUGCUCUGUCAAACACUGAAUCUAAAUGGAAUGUGCAUUGAAAACUUGUUCUGCGCAUUUUCGAACCCGAAACAUUGAACAAGUCCGCGAUAGCUGCACAGAAAUGGUGAAUUUGAUAAUAGACAGUUUUAGUUUCGCGUACGUAGAAGCACUACGUGCGUAAAGAUCUUGCUGGAGGUAAAUGCGCUCCGAACGCAGGGAGGCCCGUCGCGUCUCACGUACGCACGUGAAAUCUACGCCCUUGUGUCGCGCGUCCCACGUAUACGUGACGGCUUUGCGAGCUACCUGGCAGAGAACGCAGCACAAGCUAUAUAGCAUGGAGGCGCGAAGCUUACGAAGUGCAAGAAAAACACGAUGUCUCCGUUUGCGGCUCGAUUUGAACGAACUUGGUGGGAAUAGCGUUCCCGUAUCACGCAGAAGGUGCCAGCAGACUAUGCGCAAGCAAUGAUCCAAACCUUUGCCAGGCCUACACCAGCACUCUUGCGUACGCAAAACUAUAACUGUCCCACGGAUGCGGCGCGUAGGGCACGUAGAAGGUUCAGGUUUACGUGCGCAAAACUUCUCCUUACGUGAAACUAAAGCUACCUGUUGCCGUGUGUCGCUACGUUGCUUCAAGGCUAAUCGCAAUAACGUCGGCAUUUAUCGUGAAAUGGGUUCUGCCGAAACCUUUUUUCUCUUGUUUCUUUGUUUGUUUUUCAACUUUAAAAGCCCAUCAAUUAUUGCACUUUUCUCUGCCCUACUCGACUCUCCGCCAAUCCAUCUAUAGUCGGUUCACGCCAUAGUUUGAAUUCAUCAUCAUCAUAAUCAUCACCGUCAUCAUCCAAAUCACGAUUCAUACAGUUGGAGAGAAAGAUUGGCGUGGCUCAGAACGUAGAAGAAGAGGAAGACGAUGGACAAGGCUUUGGUGCUGUCGCUGUGGUUCUGGUCUCAACUCUCCGCCGUCGGCCAAGAAACACCCGCCUGCGCAUCGUAUCGCCAGAAACGGCCGACGCACACUACCUGUUCCGCGGUACGCAAAGAGUUCAAAAUAGCCAGCGGCGAGGUGGAUCUCCGAAUAGACGACAUCCUGUCGGCGCACAACCACUACCGCAGUCAACUGGCGCUGGGGCAACUCGCCGACUUCCCUCCGGCGGCCAACAUGGUCGAGCUGCGCUGGGACAAAGAGAUGAGCGACGUGGCCUUGGCGCUAGCCAGGCAGGGAACCGACGAGACCGGAGUGGCGAGGCACGACCUCGUGGAAGACCGCUUCACGUACGGCUUCCCCAGGACCGGCCAGAACGUGCUCACGGACCGCUCACGGAACUGGAUGCCGUCCACGAAGUGGCACGAGGUGAUAAUGGACUGGUUCGAUCAGAACUUGCACUACGACGUCGCCAAAGUCGGCACCUACGAGGAGACUUUGCCAUCGAGCGAUGCGUUCGCGCAGGUCGCCUGGGCAGCCACGUGGGCCGUCGGCUGUGGCUACGCUCAAGGGGAAAUGACCACGCUCUCUUCCGAGCCCAAGAGACUAGUCGUUUACGUGUGCAACUACGGGCCCGCCGGCAACGAGCUGAACAGGUCCGUCUAUCUCGAGGGUCCGGCCUGCUCGCGCUGUCCUCGCAACACGCGCUGCAACCAGUCGACGGGGCUCUGCGUACUUCUCGACGGGGUAUGGUCGCUUGACUUCAGGGGACAUGAGGAGCCGCCUCAGGAAAACAUGCUGCCGACGCCCUCAACUCCGGCAGCGUCGAGCUCACCCCCGACCGUCACACCCAGUUCAAUAGCGGCAGCGAUAACAAGCGUCGCUGCUCUUGUGAUGGCAGCGGUAGUUCGAGAAUCGGGGGACUUGGGAAUCACGCCUGUCACUAUUGCUGCCCACUGCGGACUGUUAUUGGCUUAGCGACUGAAUCGGGAAGACUAAAAUAAAUCUACUUUGCGACUAUUACUUUUUUUUUUUCUAGAACCUGAACAGAAAGACGCAACACGCCCUCCUUACAGCGUCAAUGGUUCCGUAUAAAGUCCGAGUACGGGGAAACCGUGUGUGUGUGUGAAGUGAUUUUUAAAGAGAAAUCGAAGAGAUAAGUGCAGUGCCGUAACUGAUGCGCGUCGUAUUCUGCACGUGCUAGUAAAACUGUGCGAUGGCGAGCCGGCGAACGCCGUACAAACUCGCGUGCGCGAGCGAG
Messenger RNA from Dermacentor andersoni, 3980 nucleotides. Its product is annotated as scoloptoxin SSD552-like. NCBI's taxonomy places the organism in Eukaryota, Metazoa, Arthropoda, Arachnida, Ixodida, Ixodidae. The record is from RefSeq and is a predicted model, not a curated record.